AUGCUGGUGCACAAGUGCAGGCACCUCAAAUGGCUCGUUGCUUUCAGCCUUUGCCUGGGACUCAUCUUGCUGUCGGGAUUCUUCCACGUGGAGGAUAACAAUUCCAUCGUGGCGAGGAGGCAGGAGGAGCUGGCGGGCGCGCCGUGCCGCGCCAGGACCAACGUCAUGUUCCUCAAGACGCACAAGACAGCCAGCAGCACCGUCCUCAACCUCCUGUUCCGCUUCACCGAGAGGCACGAGCUCACCGUGGCCCUGCCAGCCCAGCAGCUCCUGCACCUGGGCUACCCCAGCAGCUUCCUGGCACACUUUGUGGAGGACUUCCAGUCCAUAGGGCAGAACUACAACAUCAUGGGCAACCACCUGCGGUUUAACCCCUCGGAGGUGCGAAAGGUGAUGGCAGCCAACACCUUCUACUUCUCCAUCCUGAGGAACCCCAUCCGCCUGCUGGAGUCUUCCUACGUCUACUACAAGAACGUGGUCCCUGCCUUCAGGGCCUCCAAGGACGUCAACGAGUACCUGGCCUCACCGCUGAGGUAUUACUGGCGGGCGGACCGGCAGCAGAACAUCUACGCCAGGAACAUCAUGUGGUUUGACUUUGGCUACGACAACAACGCCGAGGACGACGGGAGGAGCCGCGAGAGCGUCCAGGCCCUGAGCCCGGAAAGCGAGGAGAGGGUGAAAGCCUGGUGCUCCCUGGACUGGGAGCUCUACCUGCACUUCAACCAGAGCUUCUGGAGGAGGGUCGAGGAGGCCAUAGGGCUGGAGCAGCUGCACAAGGAGGUGGAUGAGCUGCGAGCGAGACAGAAGGAGCUCAUGGAGACCUGUCUCUCGGAGCAGGAGGCGGUGGGGAAGGACCACAUCAAGGACAAGGCCCUCCUGCCUUUCCAGUCAGGGGCUGCAAAUAUCCUUGGGUACAACCUCAGGCAGGACUUGGACAACAGGACUCUCAGAACGUGCCAGAGGAUGGUUAUGCCCGAGCUGCAGUACAUGUCCCAGCUGUACAGUGCUCAGCACCCGCACAAGAGGAGGAAGCAGCUGCGGCUGCCCCUGCCAUGAGCCGCUUUCCAGCAGGAGAUGCAGCUCCCUGCUCCCAGCCAGGGCCCACAGCAGCCUGCUGUGCUUUCCCACAGCCCACAGCUGGCCCCCAGGACCCUGGGUGUGAGAGGGAGACGGGGGGGAGGUUAUCCAGGGCCUUGGUGGGUCCCUUUUUGGGUACCUUAGAAUCACAGACUCA
Colius striatus (speckled mousebird) is the source of this 1234-nucleotide messenger RNA. RefSeq names its product galactose-3-O-sulfotransferase 2 (gene GAL3ST2). Gene Ontology annotation, biological process: glycoprotein biosynthetic process; glycolipid biosynthetic process. Gene Ontology annotation, molecular function: galactosylceramide sulfotransferase activity. Lineage: Eukaryota; Metazoa; Chordata; Aves; Coliiformes; Coliidae. The transcript has 5 exons. Bases 1 to 1056 code for a protein of 351 amino acids. Gene Ontology annotation, cellular component: membrane. The record is from RefSeq and is a predicted model, not a curated record.